Anolis carolinensis (green anole) is the source of this 4168-nucleotide messenger RNA. RefSeq names its product activating transcription factor 6 (gene atf6). Gene Ontology annotation, biological process: regulation of transcription by RNA polymerase II; endoplasmic reticulum unfolded protein response. Bases 84 to 2027 code for a protein of 647 amino acids. Gene Ontology annotation, cellular component: nucleus. Gene Ontology annotation, molecular function: DNA-binding transcription factor activity, RNA polymerase II-specific; RNA polymerase II cis-regulatory region sequence-specific DNA binding. The record is from RefSeq and is a predicted model, not a curated record. Lineage: Eukaryota; Metazoa; Chordata; Lepidosauria; Squamata; Anolidae. The transcript is spliced from 16 exons.
CUCCGUAGUCGGGGGGUGGAGCUCGACUAGGAAGUACACGUGUGUUUAGACAGCCGGCAAUCCCGGAAGCAAGCAGAAGCGCUAUGGCCGCGGCGGAGAUGACAGCCCCAGUGGCCGACUGGGCUCCGGGGGAACCUGUUCCUGAGUGGGAUUCUCUUAUCUUUGAUGAAAUUGGUGAUCUGAUAGGGGAUCACGAACUUCAGCUCGAUUUAGAAAAUGAAACUUUCGAAAACAGCUUUUGUGAACUUGACUUCGAUUUAGAUCUGAUGUCUUGGGACUCAGAUCCAAGAGAUAUUUCAAAGCAGACUUCAACAGACUAUAAGGUGGAGCCUCUCUCACCAGCCACUUCAGCAGAUUCAGUUCCAUCUCCUUUGUCUGUGGAUUCUCCAGUUCAGCAUGUCCCUGAAGAUAUAGACUUGGGUUCAAGUUCCCAAUCAUCUCCUGUAUCGUUGUAUGGAAAGGACUUCCCAAGUCUCUCUUUGUACACAGAACAGAAGGAGAAAAAACCCCUGCCUAAAAGCAAGCAGUGUUCAGCAAAUCGAUCAUCAGCGACUCCAAGUCGAGGUCACUCACGAGUUUUCAAACCCUUGAUUCAGCCCAAGCCUCUUUUGCCUGCCUUUCGGAAGUCUCAAGGUCCCCUCAGCGUCCAGACUAAAGCUAUUGUCAUUCCAGCUUUUCCAACACUUGUGACACUGCCAAAGCAGCAACCAGCUGUUGCUAUCCAGCCAGCACUUCCUAAAGGCCAACCAGUGGUGCUUUCUCAUUCUGUCGCGGCACAUCUUCAGACUCCUGGAAUCCUUUCUCCCACCAACCCAACCAUUUCCAUCACUGGUGAACUUGCAUCACUACCAGGCCAUACUGUCAACAUAUUGCCACAAAUUACUGGGAAAAGUCUUAGCAAUUCAAACACAGCAGAGGCUAAGACUACUCUUCAUGCUACUUCUGAAAAUAUUGGCAUGAAUAUAAAUGUUCUGAAAAAACAGCAACGGAUGAUUAAAAAUCGAGAAUCAGCAUGUCAGUCACGCAGGAAAAAAAAGGAAUACCUGUUGAGCUUGGAGGCUAGGCUAAAUGCAGCCUUGUUGGAGAACAACCACCUGAAGCGAGAGAAUGGCUCCCUGAAGAGGCAGCUGGAGGAAUUGGCAGAGGAGAACCAGAAUCUCAAGAGCCCCUCUCCAAAGAGAAGAGCACUCUGCGUGCUGAUGCUGCUGGUGUUUGUAGUGUGGAAUCAUGAUAAACUAAGGGUGCUUGAAUGGGCCCCUGCUUCUGAUGAACUUCAUACCAAUUCUGCUCACCAGAGCAGACAUCUUCUAGAAUUCUCUGGAGGUGCACCUCAGCAAAAAGAUGCCAGGGGCAUUGAUCGGUUAAAGCAUUCUGUUUCAGAUAAUAAGGCACUCAUGGUACUUACUGAGGAGCCAAUACUGUACAUCUCUCCAAAACCUUGCAAGCCAUGGAUCAACCGCACUGAGUCACUCAGGUUGAGUCAUGAGCUGCGAGGCUGGGUCCAUAGACAUGAAGCAGAAAGGUCAAGAUCAAGGAAAAUGUCAAAAGAUCUUGAGCAAAAAGCUCAAACUGUCCAGAAUCCUUCAGGAAAAAUUGCAAACUCUGAGCUGAUGGCCCUUCCCUACACAGGCGGCAGUGUUGGAAACUCUGGGAAUGAAUUACAGGUUUAUUACACUCCACUACGAAAUUCCCAGGAUUUCUUUGAUGCAAUUCACAGAAGAGGAGAUACUUUCUAUGUGGUAUCAUUUCGCAGGGAUCACUUGUUGUUGCCUGCUACUACCCAUAAUAAGACCAGAAGGCCAAAGAUGUCAAUAGUGUUACCAGCAAUAAACAUCAGUGAAAAAAUAAUUAACGACCAAGGCUAUGAAGUCAUGAUGCAGAUAGAUUGUGAAGUGAUGGACACCAGGAUUUUGCACAUCAAAAACUCUUCCAUACCUCCCUACCUUCGAGAACAGCAAAGGAAUCACACUUCCUUGUACAGUUCUCCCGCAACCGUCCCAAAGGCAGCCCCUGUUAUGAGAGUUUGAUUCCUUUCUUGGACAUGGGGACUCUUUUCCGUUCUUUCCUGUGUCUUGCUUGUAAAGGAACCGAAGCAGGAGGAGUGUGGCUGCGUGGCUCCUUCUCCUUGGCAGGAAUGGUCCUUUGCACUUAAUCCUCCAAUUUGCCAUUCUCAGCCAAUGGAGAAGAAGCCAUCCACUACUGGGCAACUUUGGUUAACCUAUUUAUAAAUUAUCUGGAAUAUGUCUUAAUGGACCCCAAUGUUCAUUUGCCCAAACUUAGACAUAGGAACAUUUCCACACUUCUCUUUGCUAAUGGUGCAGUUCUUGUUCUAGAUCUGAGCUGAACUAUUGAGGAAGUUUUUGAAUUAUUUUUCUACUGAAUGAUGUAAAAAUUAAUUUUGAGAGGUGUAAACUUAUGGUUUGGGAAAAGAAAUAUUCCCAGUGCAGAUGGUCAUGGGACAGGUUAAAAGUGUUCAGUUUCUAAGGCUGAUUUUCCGUUCCAUGAUGUCAUGGAUUCCUCACCGAUCAAAAAGCACCAACUAGCCAGUUUGCAAUCUAGUGCUAUUUUCAUAUCACGGGAAUUUCCUUUCAUGCUAAGACAAUUCCACAAUUACUGUUCUCUUCUGCUGUUUGGAAGCGGUAACAACAGAGUUAUAAUCUUAACAUUAUAGAGUCGUAGAUUUGGAAGAGACUAUAAUGGCCAUCCACUCCAACCUCACGACAACAAAGAAAAUGUGUUUGUCUAAGAUCUUCAGAGUAGGCUCAGCUUCAUCUCCAAGUUACCAGAAUAUGUUUUCAUAUAGUUCUAGUAUUAGAAAACAGAAGGCUCCCUGUUAGCAGGGGCCUGUUUGGCAGCUUUAACAUUCUGGUGUAAGGGUUAAUAUUUUUAAACGGGGCAUGAGUUUUCUUCUUCAUCUUUCUCAGGAUGGUUAUAUACGCCACUGACUGGUUCAGUGCCUAUAAAGCUGCUUCAGUUAGUCUGUUGUCAUCCUUCCUUUUCCAUCUGGGCUACGACACUGCACUGAAAUUGAUAAAACAAAGACUGUGGGAUGUUGCUUUCUAUGACAUUCCUGCUCAUCCUUCUCAUUGAAUAUAGAAUAUGUUGGGCCUUUUUACCUGUGUAUUCAAUUCUUUUGACUGUCAUCAAUUAUUACAGACUUUUCACAUAUGUGUUGUCAAAGCCUUUCAUGGCCGGAGUCACUGGGUUGCUGUAAUUUUUCCGUGCUGUAUGCCCAUGUUCCAGAAGCAUUCUCGCCUGACAUUUCGCCCACAUCUAUGGCAGGCAUCCUCAGAGGUUGUGAGGUCUGUUUGGAAACUAGGCAAGUGGGUUUUAUAUAUUUGUCCAGGAUGGGGAAAAAAAACUCUUGUCUGUUUGAGGGAAGUGUGAAUGUUGCAAUUGGCCACCUUGAUUAGUGUUAGUAUUGAAUGGCCUUGCAGCUUCAAAGGGGGGGGGGGGAUUCCAGACAGGAGACAAUCAGGGCCAGCUAACAUCCCAAUAAAGGAUUCCCUCAGGCAGGAAACAACCAGACUUUGAAGCUGCAAGGCCGUUCAAUUAUAAUCAAGGUCACCAAUUGCAACAUGCACACUUGCCUCAAACAGACAAGAGUUCUUUCUCCCACCCUGGACUUUCCACAGAUAUAUAAACCCCGCUUGCCUUGUUUCCAACGGACUUCACAACCUCUGAGGAUGCUUGCCAUAGAUGUGAGCGAAACAUCAGGGGAGAAUGCUUCUGAAACGUGGCCAUACAGCCCAGAAAACUCACGGCAACCCAUUUUCACGUAUGUUUUUCUCUCUGAAAUGCUCUGAAGUAGAUUUUCGGAUGACCCUUAUACCUCAAGGCUAUGUCCCUGUAGUGACCAGGAGGAUUCCUUCCCUGAAAAUCCCUGUGGAUUCUCCAAGCAGGCACAACAGCAUAUGGUCACUACCAGGACAUUUGGCCCAAUUUUAUGUCACAUUCUUAUUAGACGUGUCACUUUGGUCAUUGCCACAUUUUUGUCUGAGGCAGACAGGAUUACAGAACAGUUAAUUCCUGUAUUAUGAGAAAACAUCUGACAUAAGCUCUGCCUGAAUGAUUUGACCCAAUUGCUCCAAGUGCUUUUCACUCAAAUCACAUGUUCUGAAUUUGAACUUGUUGGGUCUAGAAAUAGUAAUAAAGAAAUGGUGUUGUA